UGCGGAUCUGAUCCUUUUGCUGAUGCUGAUGCUGGUCGAAGAUGCAGCAAGAAGUUUCCGACGGGGAAAUAAGCGAUAUUUCGGAAGAUAGUGCCGGAAUUGAGGAGGAAUUGGAAUCGUUUGAAUGUCAGCUCGAGAAGGAAGUCAGUUCGGAUAAUGGCACACGGACAAAGGCUGGAGAAGUCCUGGAAAGUGCUAGCGGUCCCACCGUACGCUGCUUGGAGCCGGAGCUCGAGUAUCGGUGCCAAAUGUGCACUAAAUCAUUCCACGAGCUGCAGCAUCUCGGGCGGCACAUCGAAACCCACAACCGGUGGCGGUUCCGGUGUGAGCAGUGCGGGGCAUAUUUCAAAACGAAAGCAAGCCUAAACAUUCACCAACGUCGGCACCGGAUCGAACGAACACACCAGUGCAGUGUUUGUGAGAAAAGGUUCGCCACCACUUCGGAUUUGCAGGCUCAUAGUAAGGUGCACGAAGCAACAGCUCCGCGCUAUCCGUGUGGGGUGUGUGGGAAAGAUUUCGGAAGAAUCUAUACCCUGCGCGAUCACAUGAAGGUGCACGCACCGGAUCCGGAACACCGGUGCGAAAGGUGCGAGAGGGUGUUUGCCAAGCGCCGAAAUUUGCUUCUCCACGAACGGACACACUUGGUGGAGGAUACGCUACGCACUGAGUCGGUUGACUGACAAUCAGCACCAUAAUCGAUUUCACAGUAUUCC
Messenger RNA from Anopheles bellator, 713 nucleotides. RefSeq names its product myoneurin-like. NCBI's taxonomy places the organism in Eukaryota, Metazoa, Arthropoda, Insecta, Diptera, Culicidae. The coding region runs from base 42 to 680 and encodes 212 amino acids. Gene Ontology annotation, biological process: regulation of transcription by RNA polymerase II. The transcript has 2 exons. Gene Ontology annotation, cellular component: nucleus. Gene Ontology annotation, molecular function: DNA-binding transcription factor activity, RNA polymerase II-specific; RNA polymerase II cis-regulatory region sequence-specific DNA binding. The record is from RefSeq and is a predicted model, not a curated record.